This is a messenger RNA of Plectropomus leopardus (leopard coralgrouper), 4076 nucleotides long. It is a transcript of the gene slc46a1, whose product is annotated as solute carrier family 46 member 1. Gene Ontology annotation, cellular component: plasma membrane. Gene Ontology annotation, molecular function: transmembrane transporter activity. Gene Ontology annotation, biological process: transmembrane transport. Lineage: Eukaryota; Metazoa; Chordata; Actinopteri; Perciformes; Serranidae. The record is from RefSeq and is a predicted model, not a curated record.
UUUCACCUCACAGAGACACCAGCAGACAGCAAACUAACGUUAGCAUGCUAAGCUAGUUAGCAACACAGCUAACGUUACAGAGAGCAACUUAGUGUGCAACUUAAUGCUUCGCUUGUGUUCAGAUACUCUGAAAACAAAGUAAGAAACAUUACCACAGUUAAUGUUUACAGUGAAGUCGACAUGGACGAGCCGGACACUGCGGCCAUCCUCCCCGGCGAUGUGCUGUCAUCAACCGACGAUGAAACCACCGGCCACAAACAGGAGACUGAAGUACCGACCACCCGCUCCGUACGACCGCCGUUUACAUGCCCGCUGCCGGUGUCUGUGGAGCCGGUGUUGUUCCUGUCCAUGUUUUCUCUGGCCCUGCAGGCGCCUUUGUCCACACAGUAUCUGUGGGACCGCAUCAGCGAGGACCUCGGUUACAACGGCUCCAAGAGGUCCGAGUGCAGCAACACCUCCGUGCCCCCCGACCCCCUUCAAACGGAGGUGGAAACCAUGACAGCCCACUGGAACCUGUACAUAAGUCUUGGGGGCUUUUCUGUGGGCCUGCUUGUGGUGCCUCUCCUCGGCUCAUGGAGUGACCUCGCAGGUCGCAGACGUGUCCUUAUCCUGCCUAACCUAGGCCUGGCCCUCCAAGCAGUGGUUUACCUGGUGGUGAUGUACCUGAAGCUGCCUGUGGUCUACUUUCUGGUGGGCAGGCUGCUUAGUGGCCUCUCGGGUGAUUUCAACGCCAUCCUGGCUGGCUGCUUUGCAUAUGUGGCUGAUAUCAGCGACAGAAAGUCCCGCACCUUCAGGGUGGCAGUUUUGGAGGCUUGUCUGGGACUUUCAGGGAUGUUAGCAAGCAUCAUCGGAGGGCAGUGGAGGCGGGCAAAAGGGUACAUCGAUCCAUUCUGGCUGGUCCUGGUCACCAACUUGGCUUCGGCUCUGUACGCUUACCUGUUUGUCCGUGAAUCUGUCCUGCCAGACCCCAGUGCAAAGCUCCUCAGCUGUCGCCACCAUAAAGCUGUCUGGCACCUCUUCUCAACAGGAGGCAGUAGUAGUGAGGCGGGCGGGAGACUUCACAUAUGCAAACUGUGGCUUUACACGCUGUGCUUCUUUCUGGUGGUGACUGUACACUUUGGCACCAGGGAGUUGUAUGUGUUGUACGAGCUGAGCUCGCCGCUGUGCUGGGGGCCGGAGCUCAUUGGCUAUGGAUCAGCAGCUCAGCACCUAGCCUACCUCAGCAGUCUGCUGGGGCUGAAGCUCAUGCAGCGCUGCCUGGAGGACUCCUGGGUGGCUCUUGUGGGUCUGGCCUCCAAUAUCAUUGGGUUGGUGGUCUUUUCUGUAGCUGACACCACACAGCUCAUGUUCACAGGUUACGGCCUGUGUUUCCUCUUCAUGGCUGCGACACCAGUGAUCAGGUCAAAGCUGUCCAAGCUCGUGGGGCCAUCAGAACAAGGUGCCCUUUUUGCCACUGUUGCCUGUGUGGAGACUUUGUGUUUUCUGGUGGGAAGUGGUGUCUUUAACUCCGUCUACCCAGCAACACUGCACUUUAUGAAGGGUUUCCCCUUCCUUCUCGCUGCCAUCAUCCUCUUCAUCCCUUCUGGAAUAAUUGGGACCCUGCAAUGUUUGGACUACAGAAGAGACCACAGAGACUCCACAGCAGCCUGACCUGAAGAGAGGCAGAGAGCUUAAGUGUGUCCUGAUGUCCGUCUAUGAGGUGGCAGCUCUGACACAGAGACAUCAUCUGUGUCCUUCUGUGAUGCAGAGAGAUUUUUAUCUGAACAGUGACAGAGCAGCUCGCUAACUCAGCGAUGGGAUUCUUUUAAUCCAGCUAAAGUGAUGGAGAGCAAAAGAGGAAGGAUCAACCUCCUGACUGAUAUGACAGUAAAACCUUCCCUGUAUUAAUAAUGAGAAAGUGUAGACUGGUAAAAAAACAAACCACAGUCUUCUGAUGUUUUAUCACAGCAUUCAUACAAAUGGUGUUGUGAAACGAGAUUCAAAGCAUGCUUUCAUUUGCGAUUUGAUGUAUUUUCAUACAGCAUAAUGAAGGCCAAAGAAUGUUCCUUACAUUUCCAUUUUAAAUGUAGUCAUUUCAAAAACUCUAACGGCACACUACAGGGUUAUUGUAGUAACUAGAAGACAAAAACUCCUCAGAUGUUCUAAAACAUAUCAAGCAGGGGUGCACAUGCUUCACAGAGGGUCAGAAAGGGAGGUGGCAGAUAAUAGCCCAGUGUUUAUUUGAGUCGAAGUGUUUUAGAUCUACAGAUAUCAUUCAUUGAGAUCAUUUAACCAUGAAUUUUUAUUCUAUAUGAGUUUUUUGCUGAGACAGGAGAUUUGUUUGAUAAUGAACCAUCCAAAUCCAAUUAAUUAUUUGGAACAAAUGAAAAUUGGGAACCUUUGUGAGGUAAAUUGGUAUAAACAAGAUCAAUCUGUUUUCAGCCACCACACUUCAAGUGGUGGAAAGUAAUUGAGUGUUUGUCUACAUUUCACAGGCAAAUAUAUUACCUUUCACGUCUUACAUAAUUUACUACUUAUAUUAUGGCUUUUUUAUAGGUUAAGAUAAGACUUGCUCAAUGCCCAGGGGGGAAUUCACAAGCUACUCAACAGCACAUAAAGUACAGUAUUUAAAAUGUGCCCCACCUUUGCCAGCAUGAGGGCAGAAUGAAUAAACACAAUUUUGUCAUUUAUUAUAAUCCAGUAAUAUGAUUUAAGUACUUUUACUUUGGGUGUCUUAGGUAUAUUUUGGAUGUCAAGGCUUUGUAGUUUUACUAAAUUUUAAAUACAGGAUUUUUACUUUAACAAGGUAUUUUUACACUGUGGUAUUGCUACUUUUAAAGGAACAGUGUGUAAGAUAAAGGGGAAUUUAGUGGCUUCUAGAAUUCUACAGCGUCAAUUGUUCAGGUUUUUACCAGGAGCUGAAUCACCUGCAGAGGUCUCUUUCUGUCCAAAACAAACAGAAAACUGAUUAAAAUACUAAGUAAAGCAUUUUUACAUAACAAAUCAAUGUCUUUCUUAAGGUGUUUCGCAGAAAGGCACCUCACCCAACACCCACUGUGUGCUUAACUUUUUUUCUCAAAAAACUUCAAAUCCAGAGAUUCGUAAGUUUUUUACUAGGAGAUGAAAUAUUCGCACAGGUCUCUUCCUCUCCAAAAGAAAUGCUAAUAUCACAUUAAAAAAAAUUUUUUUUUCGACGCUGCGCCUCACAGAGGGGGUGCUAACUAUGGUGGUCAAUGGAAAAACAAGAAUGGCCCUGUCUAGAGCCACUGUUUGGUUUGUCUGCUUUGAGCUAGUGUAGAAACAUGGCAGACCAUAUCUCUGUUCCAUAUGAAGAAAUAAACGGCUCAUUCUUAACUAAUGCAAAACACAACUCUUAGUUUCAAGUCAUUAUAAAGUAAAGAAAACAAACUCAUUAUAUCACAUUUCUGCCAGUAAAUCCAUCUAAAUCCUACGCAGACUGGACCUUUAAGCAAAAGAUCUAAGUACUUUUCCUACUGCUGUCUGUUUGCAGAUUUGAGUGUACUGUCAGUAAUGUUAAGGGUUAUCCUAAAUCUGUCAGUGGAAAGUCUCAGUAGAACCCUGAACAGUGAAGUCCUGUUAUUCAUGAUAUCACACUAUGCAGAGAGAUCACUUGUGCCAAAAUGUCCAAACGCAACUAUCAGUAAUGCACAGCAGAGGGAGUGAAACUGCAGCUGCAGCCAAGGAUUACUGAGUUGCACCUCGACCCUCCUCUAUAUAACAAACUCCCUGAAGAGUCCCCCUUCCACCACCACAAACAACACUGGAUAGUCCCAGAGCACAAACCCACAGCCAGCAUUAACACAAGGGUCAGGACCUGGAUGUACAGUGAGGGAACAAGAGCUGCAGAAUCAGCUUUAAAAUGCACAAAGGGAAGUUUAGAGGCCAAGUGAAGUAUUUAUCAGCUAAUGUGAAUUGAUCAGCAUGAAGAUUUUUUUCUCAAAGCCAAUCAUCAGACAUAUUUUGUAACAAAACCAACCUGCAAAACUGUCUGCUUUUGAUUGUAAAUCAGUUGUGCAAUAUUUGUAAGUGGUAAUUUUAUUUAUUGGAAUAAAACUUGAUCAUUUUGUGAAAAGAAA